GACGCGUUGCGUAUGAUGCAAUCAGCGUGUGACGUCGCCUGGUUGCAGUUGUUGUUGUAGUAGUGAUUGUAAUGGCCGAGUCGCAGCGAAACUGUUUGUGAUCGUGCGCGCUCUGAAAUUGAAGAAGGCAUCCAUAACCCGACAACAGGAUAGGACGACUUGGAUGGGGAACUUCACACCUUCUUUAGCUUAUUAUCUAAAAUGAUUUAAAUGGAGAAGCAAUAUUUGGAGCAACAGAAUACACUAGGAGAAAAGCUUUAUAAUGCUAUUGUCCCACGAUAUCCAGAAAUGGCUAUAAAACUAACAGGAAUGCUGCUGGAGCUCCCAGUUCCUGUACUGGAUCAGAUGAUACAGGAUGACAAGUUGCUGUCUGCUGGACUUCAAAAAGCAUUCAGCACACUCCAGAAUUCUACAGAAAAGUGUCAAAGCAUAAAUAAAUGUCUGUUUAAAGGCGGGCAAGAUGAUACGGAUUCUGAUUCCACUGAUUCAUUAGGUGAUCAAUUGUAUGACCUAGUGGACAUCCAUAAUACUGGGCACAGUGAAAAAAUAACAGGUAUGUUACUGGAAAUGGGACGUAAAGAAGUAAAGAAACUCGUCAGUGACUUGGAUCUGUUAGAACAAAAGAUUCACAUUGCACAGGAAGCACUGGAGCUAAAAAUGCCAAAUGAGAGGGAGAUGUCCAAUAAUUCAGAUUUUGACGAUGUGAAAGAGAACCUGGGAGAGAAGAUUUUUGAACAGGUCGAAAAGAUCGAUCCACAGAACUGCGCUUACAUUACUGGAAUGCUAUUGGAACUGGAUCCUUCAGCCAUUCAGGUGCUGCUGACUGACAGGUUAGCACUACAUGCUGCUGUUCAAAAAGCACAGGCAGUACUGUCCCAGUCAGCUACUCAGAAUCCGGAAUUGGUGAACGGUGAAGAUGGAAGUGAUCUGGACAGUGAAACUGAACAGCUCGGAGAGGAAUUAUAUUGUUACAUCAACAAUACAAAAUACAGUGACCAUGCAAGCAGGAUAACAGGAAUGCUGCUCGAGAUUCCACACAACCACUUAACAGAACUGCUGAAAUCACCAGAAGAGCUAAAUAAGAAGAUUAAGACUGCAGCUUCAGCACUUGAAGAUGACUGAAAAUACUCUGUUAGAACCUUUGUAAUUUCUAAAUAAUUACAAGAUUUCCUAUCACAGCCACAUCAAUUUAUUUUGUUUUGAAUGACUAUUAAUUUGAGAGAUUAGCAAAUUAUAGGACAAUUAUGGCAUGUAAACUGAUUGAAUAGAGUGAAGAACUUUCAACUGUCUGCAUUUGUAGUGCCAGAAAUUAUCUUUAAAAGGCAAGGCAUUUAUUUAUCUACAAUAAUGCCUUGGAUUUCCACAGUAUGCCAGAAAUAAGACUGUUUCCGACAGGUUCUUUCCCCCUAAACAAAAGCUUUACUAUUUAAUGAUUAGAGGCAGAGUGACUAUACUGCUUCUGAAAGACAAUUGGCAUAACUUUCAUUUAUAAGUUCUUUAAAAUAAUGUAACACCAUUUCCUAAAUUAUAGAAUCUUAUAAUUCCUAUACCAGUUACAGAUUUUAAAAAUGCUAUACAGAAAACAAGAGUACUUACCUCCUGGCUGCACUUUUAGUUGGGCAUCAUACUGCAUUUUCUCAAAAAAAUUAAUCUCCACACAGUAAAUUGUAUAUUUUUAAAAAAUCCAAGGGAUUCUUAUCCUUUGAAGCUGUUCUUCAACCAUUUGCUUUCAAAUUUUGUUUAGGGAUAUUAUCACAGUCCUGUUAGGCAAAAAUUACCAGAAGCAUGAAAUUUGACUGAAGAUUCUUCAGUGAUCCUAGGUUACUUGCAAAUGGAGCAGAUUUACAUUUUAAAAAAUGUAAUACAGGAGACAUUUUUAGUUCAAAUUUAUAUUGUUACCACAGCAUGGCAGAAUGUAUAAUGUGAUUAACACCAGGUAUUUAUAUAAAAGAUAGGUUUACAUGGAUCAAUGCUAGUUUAUGGAACGUUGAGUAAGGGAAACUGGAAAGUAUACUUUCUAGAGGAUGAUCUUGUUCCAGUCUGGGGGUAUUUCAUCUUCAUUUGUCUCUGCUUCAGGUAUUUCUAGCCUAUGUAGCCCUUGCAACUGAGAAUGUAGGGUAGCAAUUAGUUGCCAGUCUCCAUGGUAAUACCUCUGUAUACCUUCUUACUGUCAGAGGAAAAGGAAAAAGUUUUGAUCCUCAUUUUUAGCUUUGUGCUGUGAUGCAGCUGCAUUUUGGUUAUUUAAGUUGAUAAUGUAAGUCCAGAUUGUUGCGAAUGAUCUAGAUUAUUUUGUAUCAUUCAGAUAUUUAUUGGAAUGUCAUUGAUUGCUUCUUCUGUUUAAAAUGGGAAGAGCAGAAGGGGGCAGCUUGUCAUUGUCAGACAGAAUGUCAGAUCCUAAUACUAAUGUUAUAAAUACACAGAUGACAUCUUGUUGGUUAAGUGCAUGUUAUACCCAGUAUAUAGAGAAUAACUAAAUUAUAUUGUUAAUUCAGUUGCAGAAUACCAAUGAAGAAUGAACAUUUUUAAAGUAGUUCCUUUGACUAUUCAUUUUUCCUGUAAUAGACAGGACAUAUCAGUACUGUAGACUGUCGAUCCAAUGUAGCUCAACUGAAAGAUAGGAAAACAGUUUUAUGUUCACAUUAAAUUUGUGUUUUUGAGUGCAAUAUUUCUUUGACUGAACUGACCAAAUCAACUCACGAUGGAGUUGUUUGCUUUUCUUAGUAGUAAAAUAAUUUAUGAGUUUAAAAAUAACAUUGAGUAUUGAAAUCUAGGCUGCGAAAAUGAGUAAACAUCAAUUUAGUGUUUAAAAAUAUUGGAUGAAGUAAUUCCACUAUUCAAAAAUAAGUGAAUCAUUUUGCUUUUAUAAAAAUGUAAGACCAACUUUUUAAAAGAUUAAUUCUAGUUCAAAAUAAUCUUAGUUCAGACAAAUGGCAUUUUGGAAAUUAAAAUAAAAACAAAAUGCUGGAGCAUCCAUGGAGAAAGGAAGAGUUAACAUUGAGUCCAAUAGGACUUCUUCAGAACUUUAUUCCACUAUCCACAAAUGCUGCCAGAUGGGAGUUAUUCUGUUUUUAUUUCAGAUUUCUAGUUUGCAUAUUAUUAUGCUUUCAUUUUGGAAAUUGUUGUUAGCUUAACUCUUAAUUUGGGACAUCUAGGCAACAAUGCAGUAAACUAAUAGUGACAGUUAAAUUAAAACAUGAUAAAGUUCCGAAAAAAAUCGUAGAAUUAAGAUAAUUGCUAGUGCUGUUGAAAUAUUCUUUACUUGGAAUUAUGUUUACGUUUGUUGUUUUGCAUUGAAGCUGAUCAUGGUUGUUCAUAUUGUACAUUUCAGACCAUUGUAAAUAAACCACUGCAAAACGGUAUCAAAUAUAAAAUAUA
Rhincodon typus (whale shark) is the source of this 3375-nucleotide messenger RNA. RefSeq lists its product as uncharacterized. Lineage: Eukaryota; Metazoa; Chordata; Chondrichthyes; Orectolobiformes; Rhincodontidae. Gene Ontology annotation, cellular component: nucleus. Gene Ontology annotation, biological process: protein polyubiquitination; regulation of double-strand break repair; DNA damage response. Gene Ontology annotation, molecular function: RNA binding. The coding region runs from base 211 to 1122 and encodes 303 amino acids. The transcript has 8 exons. The record is from RefSeq and is a predicted model, not a curated record.